This is a messenger RNA of Antechinus flavipes (yellow-footed antechinus), 3474 nucleotides long. It is a transcript of the gene TSPAN10, whose product is annotated as tetraspanin 10. The record is from RefSeq and is a predicted model, not a curated record. Gene Ontology annotation, cellular component: membrane. The coding region runs from base 1 to 1326 and encodes 441 amino acids. The transcript is spliced from 3 exons. Lineage: Eukaryota; Metazoa; Chordata; Mammalia; Dasyuromorphia; Dasyuridae.
AUGGCCGCUGCUGCCGUCGCUGGGCCCCGGCGCCCGGCCCCCGCCGCCCGCCGCCCCGAGUGUCCCGGAGCCGCAGCUCCGGCUCUAGCCCUGGCCCUGGCCUCGCUCCUCCGUCCGCUCCGCAGCCACGGCCGCCGCUCCAACUCCGCCCGCCCGGCCUCAGCUUGGAGCCGACGUCCCGGUGCCACGCUCAAUACGCUCCCCCAGGCACGCAGAGCCGGAAACAAGGUUCCGGCUUCCACCGCGGGAAGGUCCCCAGCGCCACCCUUUCCCUUCCUCCCCUCAAGCCUGCGUUUCUCCUGCUCUGAGAGCAGUUCCUCAUCGCUUCCCCGCUUCCAGGGCCUGCUGCUGUUCCUUCUGCUUGCUACUUUAGAUAUUCAUCAAGAAGCUGGGUGCAAUGAGCCACCAUCUUUGUCUUGCAACCACGCUGUGAGAAUACGGGAACCAAUCCCCAAGAAGCCUAAUGGAGGUCUCUCUGAUUGGGGUUGCCUCCCUCCCCGAGCUAAGUGGCCCUCUGCCCUGGCUUUCCAAAGAGGUCUCCCUCUUCCUCUUAAUUUUUGGAGCAGCUGCAUCAAGUAUUUGAUCUUCCUCCUGAACUUUCUUUUCUCUCUUCUUGGUCUGCUGACUUUGGUGGUGGGACUGUGGGGCUUUGCAGACAAGGAGUCACUGGGGAGUGAGCAGCUGCCCCACCUGGGUACUGACCCAAUGCUGCUGUUUGUGGUGGUGGGACUGGCAGUCAGCACUGUGUCCCUAGCAGGCUGUGUAGGGGCCCUCUGUGAGAAUAUCUGCCUUCUUUGGUUCUUUGCUGGGGGAAUCUUCACUUUCUUGAUUCUAGAGACAUUGGCGGGAAUCUUGAUAUAUGCGUUAUGGGACCAACUCCAGGAUGUACUGGACAGUACCAUGCUCAUGGCCAUUACUCGGUACCAAGAUGACUCAGAUCUGCGUUUUCUUUUGGAUGAAAUCCAAUUCGGCCUAAGGUGCUGUGGGGUAGUCUCCUACCACGACUGGAAACUGAAUUUAUACUUUAACUGUAGUUCCCCAGGAGUCCAGGCCUGUGGUCUCCCGGCUUCUUGCUGCAUCAACCCCUGGGAAAAUGGAACCAUCAUCAACUCUCAGUGUGGCUUUGGUGUUCUGCGCCUGGAUGAGGCUACAGCUCAAAGCAUUGUUCAUUUUGAGGGUUGCAGCCCCAAACUCAGGCAGUGGUUGAACCAGAACAGCGGGGUCAUUAGGGACUAUGCAUUUGUUACCACAGUAAUAGAAGGGUUGGAGUUCUUAUUAGUUACCAAGUUAGUGGGGGAUAUUAAACUCAGAAAAGCCAAUGACUGAGAAUGGUGAGAGAGUUAUUGAUUGCUCCCUCACUAAUCCAAAGUUGUCUUUGUCAGCUUUUGUUUGCUUUGAAGUGAAUCCUCCAAUUCUCCACAGUGCAAUGACUGUCAUAAUGGAGGAGCAACAGGAUAACUGCUGUCUACUUCUGCAGGACUAUGAUAAUCUCUCUACUACCCCAAGACUUAAAAAUAGAAGUCGUUAAAGUCAAUUUGUAUGAUUUUUUUAAAAAUUGUUUUCAUUAUGAAGAUACAUUAAUAUUUCAAUAAAGCAAGAAAAAGAUGAGUGUAUAUGAAAUUAUUUGCUUCUACUCUGUAGUUUAGUUUUUAUGUAUUUUAAAUUUAACACAACAGUAACAAAAUUUUGCUUGUCUAAGUUCCUCUUGAAAUUCCCUUUGUUCUCUUCUAUAUGUUUUAAUGAUUCAUUUGUGUUCUUUCUUUUCUGCAUUAUUAUCAUAAGCUAUCAUAAUGCUUCUCCCCACCUUAAAUUUUCUUUCAUAACAAAAAAUGAUAAUAAUAAUAGGUAGCAUAUACGUAGCACUUUAAGGAUUAUAAAGCACUCUGCUAAUAUUAUUUCAUUUUGUCCUUAGAGCAAUUAUUACUAUCCUAGGCUAUUAUUAUCUUCAUUUUACAUAUCAGGGAGACUGAAGCUGAGAGAGAUCCAAGUUCACAUAGCAAAGUAAGUGUUUGAGACAGGUCUUCCUACUCCUAAUCCAAGAUUCUAUCCACAGUGUCACCCACUUGACUGUAUGGACAAUAAAACUGUUUCCCCUUAUUAUAUUAUUGUAGUUCUUAUGAAAUUGGUCUGCUGGUUUUGUUCAUUCUGUUCUAUUUCACUUUACACAAAUCUUUUGGAUUUUCUUUGUAUCUGUUUCAUUAUUUUUUUUACAGUGCAAUUGAUUCCCAAUACAUAUCACAGUUUAUUAAAUUAUUCUUUAAUGAUUAGACAUCCACAUUCAAAAGUUUUCCGCUUAUUAUAUUAUUGUAUUUAUUAUAGAAAUUGGUCAGCUGAUUUUGUUUGAUCUGUUCUAUUUCAGUUUACAUAAAUGUUUUGGAUUUUCUCUGUAUCUGUUUCAUUAUUUUUUACGGUGCAAACAAUUCCCAAUGCAUUCACAUAUCACAAUUUAUUAAACAAUUCCCUAAUGAAUUUUAUUUUAAUUUAAUUUAUUUGAUUAUUUUUAGUUCUUUGCUACAAGAAAAAUAGACUAUCUAUGACCUGUUUAGGGUAUGUUGGUUUUGUAGAGUCAAAGGAUAUGAAUAGUUUAGUGACAUUUUGGUUAAAGUUCCAAAUUAUUAGUAUCAUUGUUGUUCUGUUCUCUCAUAGCCCUUUCAACAAUAAUUAUUUUUCUUUUUUGGUCAUCUCUGACAGACUGAUGGGCUUUGAAGUGAAAACUCAGGGUCAUUGGAGCCAAUGCUAACAUGUUCAAUCAUUGUUAAAAUUGUUAAAUUUUCAAUUGUGAGCAUUUCUAUCUCAGAAAUCACUAAAAACCUUGAUUUAUUGUUUUGGUGAUUGUCUGGACUUAAAAAGUUGUUAAUAAUGCAGGUUAAACUUAAAAGUGAAUUAUAUAUUCACUCCUGGAUACAUUCCCUCUGGAGGGAAGAUCCCCUCCAGAGAACCUGGUUGUUAAAUAUUUACCAGAACACCUUUACAUAUUGGACAUUGCUUGAGCUCAACAGACGUAAAAUAGAAGACUCAGGGAAUAUAGUCAUUAGAAGAUUGGAGGCAAUAAUAAAAAUAAUGAUGAUAAUGAUAAUAAUGAUAACUGGAAUUUGCAUAGAAGAUUUGCAAAAUAUUUUAUAUCCAUUAUCUCAUUUGAGCCUUACAAUACCCCAGAGGUAGAACCUUAGACUUAUUUUAAUUCACAUUUCUCUUAUCAGCAAUUUGGAGCAACUUUCCUAUAGUUUUCAGUUCUUUUGAAAAUUGUCCGUUCAUAUCCUUUGACCAUUUAUCUAUUGAGAAAUAGCUUAUGUUUGCAUCAACUCUCUAUAUAGUCCAUAUAUCAAAACUUUACCAGAGAAUUUGGGGCAAAGAUUUUUUUCUUAGCUGCACUGAUUUUAUGUAGUUUUCAAUUUUAUGUAAUCAAAUUUUCCUGUGCAUUUCUUGUCAUUCUUUCAAUUUCUUGUUUGAUUAAAAACUCUCCUCCAUCCAUAA